Orbicella faveolata is the source of this 1997-nucleotide messenger RNA. Its product is annotated as ADP-dependent glucokinase-like. Gene Ontology annotation, cellular component: endoplasmic reticulum. The record is from RefSeq and is a predicted model, not a curated record. Gene Ontology annotation, molecular function: ADP-specific glucokinase activity. Gene Ontology annotation, biological process: glucose metabolic process. Lineage: Eukaryota; Metazoa; Cnidaria; Anthozoa; Scleractinia; Merulinidae.
UUUAUGCGUAAAUCUCCAAAAAACCUUGUCUGCAAUGCGCUCAAGGUGCCGAAGGCGGAGGGAUAAUUUUUCUGUGGCUUGGUUUUUCUUGAAGUUGAUCACUGGCAUAAUGAAGGAGACGAAAAAGGAUACGAACUUUUGAAUGGCUGGGUGAAGAAAACAAAUAAAACAACUCUGCAUGGAUAAUAUUUCAAUGGGUCUCAAUGAGUCCAAUGAUUCGUCGAUAUCAGAUUCAUCGGAGUCUCUGUCAACAUCCCUGUUAUUGCUGUCAAGUUCCAAAUUUUUACAGAACCUUUCUUUCUCUUACCUUGAUUUUUUUGCUGGCCUUAUAUGAUAGCUAUAGCUUAAUCCAUGUGGCGAACUUUUGCUUCUUCACUCAUUGAUGUAUUUUCAUUCGUUCUUCACUGUUUUCGCUUUUUUGAACUGGUCCAUGUUUUUAACGUGGUCUACGUUUACUUAUAACUUAAUAGACUUACACCUAAUACAUGUACCAAAAAUGCUUGGUAGUCAGAACAACAAUGCUGAUCAAUUAAGUAUCUGUAUCUAGGUAAUUUCUGUGAAAAUCUUCUUGGUUGAUUGGAUAUAUGCCAUAGGGCUGUCAAUCAAGAGACAAACUUUUACUUCCAGCGAAAAUGUAAAACCACCAUUUCUCUGCCAAUAUUUACUCUUUUUCAAAACAUUUUUUCAGGAAAUAGAGAUUAUUCUUCGACCACUAUGUUGACCCAAAAAUCCAAAUUUGAAGAAAAUUGCCGACCUGAAGGUAUACUGUUACCUGAAAAGCCCCAUGUGGUGGAGGCAUUCGAACUCCAGGACCAGGCGCUACAUGUCAGACAAGGAGCUUUUUCGUAAGAUGAUUAUCAAAGCCCAGGAAAUUGAAGGAACUCGAAAACUUAUUGGAGGCAGUGGAUUACAAAUUGGCAAGCGACUUGCAUUGGAUGGGUGUCAUGUUCUUGCUGCUGCUGAUUCUUCUGUAGAGUUACUGGAGAUGCUACCUGAGAAUUUGACUACAGUGGGAAACAUUGUGGAUGUUGAUGAUAUCCAUCUGCUGCUGGAAUAUCCUGCGCACUUUCCCUGGGGAAAUUAUAUGUCACAAAGAGCUAACAGAUUGGUGCUACAUAGUGAUGAACACAAUCCUUACUUGAAAUCAAUGGAAAAAUUUCAGGAGAAAUUAAAAUACUUUUCGCCAUCAAUAUUGGUGGUUGCUGGUCUCCAAAGGCUGGAAAACUUUCCAGUCUUUAGUCCUGGUGACAGUGGUAAACUUUUAGAAAAGCUGUCAUCUUUCCUUGAGACUGUGGAUGUUCCAAUCCAUUUUGAAAUGGCAUCGUUCCACCAAGAAACGUUCUUUGAUGAACUUUUACAGUACGUAAUACCUUAUUCAAGUUCUAUUGGCAUGAAUGAACAGGAGCUUCCUAACUUAUGGAGUAAACUCCUUUAUGGAAACAUUACAGUUGUUUCCAGUCAGAAACCAAGGGUAGCAAAAGUGCUGGAUCUCAUGAGGGAUGUUUACAAGAUUUCAAGAGGGAAUUAUGGAAAAGGAAGAAAGAGGCAGCUGACUCGAUUGCAUGUCCAUACUCUUGCUUUUCAAGUGAUUCUAACCACUGAAGGAUCACACUGGAAAAACACCAAGGCAGCUGCUGCAAAAGCCUCUCUGACGGCAACGAGGCAUGUCUGUGGCUCAAGGGAAAUUGAUCCCAAGAAAUCUAAGUUAUUUAUGGAUGAUUCAUUUUCCAAGAGUAUAGUUCCAGGUAGCCCUAGAGUUCAAUUCAAUUCCAAUUCACCCGUGUCUUGCUGGAAUGAGGAAGAUUACAAAAUUUGUGUUGCUCCAGUGUUAGUUUGUACUCAAGUGUUGCAGACAGGAGGUGGUGGUGACCAUAUUACAGCAGGAGGCUUGGUAUUACAGAUUUAGGCUGUAUACUAUUAUUUGGGUUUAACACUACUCUCACUGUUUCUGAAAAUAAAUAGAGAUUACUGCACGGUAAUGUUCACAAAAGACCGUG